AUGGUCUUCCGCCCGUCGAUCUUUGAAGAUCAGGACUUUCAUGACGCCGGAUACAAGGAGUGGUCUAUCAAGCAUGCCUGGUUCGCUGACAUGGGUGGAUUUUUGAUAACCUACCCGGGUGAGGAUAUGCCCUCAUUUCCGGUAGACGCGAAGCAGCUCUGUUCUUUGGUCAAGGAUGGCUAUCUCCCGUAUCCAGAGCUGGAUGAGGAUGAGAUUGAGGACAAGAGCAAAUCAAGUGGUUUAGCCAAAUUGUUUACAAUAGCGCAGGCGUGUUGGUUUACUUUUAACACGAUAUUUCGCUUUGCUCAAGGUCUUGUCGUCACCACCCUCGAAAUAACCACCCUUUCUUUCAUUCUGGUUUUUCUGGUAACGUCUUUUUGUUGGUAUCACAAACCCAUGGAUGUGAACAGGCCCAUCACUCUGGAGCUUACUGCUUCCGUUGCCGCAAUUCGAGGGAAAUACCAUCAAAACCCGGGACCUCAGUGGUAUGAAACACCCUUCGAGUUCCUCUCUCGGGACGAGUGGUUCAUCUCGCGAUUUUGGAAAUACUACAUUCAAAUUCUCCACUACUUGCACAUACCUCUCUUCAUACGACCUGAGCGAAGACCAUACGACCGCAUUCCCAGUCACUAUGGGCCGAACGUGGACUUCCGAGCCGAGAUUGUCUGCGCCCCGACAGUUCUGCUUUUUAGCUCUGUCUUUCUCAUCGCUUGGAACACAGAUUUUCCUACUACAGCUGAGCAAAUCCUCUGGCGAUUUUCGAGUGCAAGCAUGGUAGCUUUUACCUUGUUCGGGGGUCUCGCUGCGUUAUAUUUCCACAAAACUAUAUUCAAAGCGGAUAUAGCGCAGCAGAAGACACAUGCUAUACAAAACAAAGAGGGUUCCUCUUGGAUUUAUCGUUUCCUGUCAAAAUUGAAGAAUAUCGACCCUGAGCAGGAUCCUGCAUUGGAAAUUCCACUUCGUGCUUUGAUUCCGAUUUCCCUGGUCUGUGUUCUCUAUGCCGUGGGUCGAGUAUUCAUAUUGACGGAGGAUCUCAUCGGAUUGAGAAGUUUGCCAAAAAGUGCGUUUGAGACGGUUUCAUGGUCCAAGUACAUACCGCACUGGUAG
Molecule: messenger RNA, 1107 nt
Organism: Penicillium brevicompactum
Lineage: Eukaryota; Fungi; Ascomycota; Eurotiomycetes; Eurotiales; Aspergillaceae
Exons: 3
Coding region: 1-1107 (368 amino acids)
Source: RefSeq, a predicted model, not a curated record